CCGCCCGGGAAUCGGCCAACCCGGUAUGGCUGGGAAGUCCCUCCCUUCCGAACGCUGCUCGUAUUCCACGAACCCCGCCCACCACCACAAAACAGAAAGGGGGAGAAAACUGAAAAAGCGAAAGUGAUGCUGCCGGCAGUCUCCGCUGCUCUCUCGUCCGCCGGCGCCCUCUCGCGCCUCCCUUUCUCCUUCCCCUCGCUGGCCGGAAGAAACCCUAAACCAAGAACGAUGCCGCCUGCCCGCCGCGCCGCCCUCGCCCUCGCCUCCGCCUCUUCCUCCGCCGCCGGCAGCGAUGACGGGUCCCAGCCGAAGCCCUGGCUGUUCGUCGGCCUCGGCAACCCCGGCAAGUUGUACAACGGCACCCGCCACAACGUUGGGUUUGAGAUGAUUGAUGUUAUAGCAGAAGCUGAAGGGAUAUCUUUGAGUAGCAUACAGUUCAAGGCAAUGCUUGGAAAAGGCCAUAUUGGUGAUUCCCCUGUCAUGCUUGCCAAACCUCAAACUUUUAUGAAUGCAAGUGGUGAGUCUGUUGGUUCGCUGGUUUCAUAUUACAAGAUACCACUGAAUCAAGUACUUCUGAUGUAUGAUGACUUGGAUUUACCUUUUGCAAAAUUGCGCCUACUACCAAAAGGUGGACAUGGAGGUCAUAAUGGGAUGCGAAGCGUGAUGAGCCACUUAAAAGGAAGCCGUGAUUUUCCACGUCUAAGAAUAGGCAUUGGGCGGCCGCCAGGAAAGAUGGAUUCGGCCAACUUUGUUCUUCGACCCUUUAACAAGAAAGAGCGCGAAGAGCUGGAUUUUACCUUUCAUCGGGGAUUGCAAGCAGUAAGGAUUCUGGUGCUCGAGGGAUUCAACAAGAGUGCGACAUUCGUAAACAGUUCGCAGUCGUCAGAACUCUUGAACAAAUGAAGCCGAUCAUCAUCUCAAUUCGCCAGUGAUAUCGACAUGGAAACCGACGCGAGUUAAAUUAUUUGCCGCGCCUUCCAAUCCAGCGGCCUUAAAAAUAUACAGCCUUUUCAUCGAAAGGGAGCCUGAACAAGCGCGGCAAUACGCAAUACCAUCAUGUGCUAUUCUUUUUCGUAUUUGAUUCUGAAACUCACUAGGUGUUUCUUUGUGGGGUGAUAUUUUUGUAAACAAUAUGUCAUUUUUUUUCAGUGAAAAUGGAAGUUUCAUAAAGUGUUGAAGGAAAAA
Molecule: messenger RNA, 1185 nt
Organism: Ananas comosus (pineapple)
Lineage: Eukaryota; Viridiplantae; Streptophyta; Magnoliopsida; Poales; Bromeliaceae
Product: peptidyl-tRNA hydrolase, mitochondrial-like
Exons: 8
Coding region: 127-903 (258 amino acids)
Molecular function (GO): peptidyl-tRNA hydrolase activity
Source: RefSeq, a predicted model, not a curated record